Choloepus didactylus (southern two-toed sloth) is the source of this 7640-nucleotide messenger RNA. RefSeq names its product ALK receptor tyrosine kinase (gene ALK). Gene Ontology annotation, biological process: positive regulation of kinase activity; cell surface receptor protein tyrosine kinase signaling pathway; regulation of cell population proliferation. Gene Ontology annotation, molecular function: transmembrane receptor protein tyrosine kinase activity; ATP binding; protein binding. The record is from RefSeq and is a predicted model, not a curated record. Lineage: Eukaryota; Metazoa; Chordata; Mammalia; Pilosa; Megalonychidae. The transcript is spliced from 29 exons. The coding region runs from base 603 to 5447 and encodes 1614 amino acids. Gene Ontology annotation, cellular component: membrane; signaling receptor complex.
CCGAAGACUUCCCGCUGCGAAGGGUCGCCUGAGGGUGAACGAGAAAGCAGCCCCCAUCCUGAAUUCUCGCCUUGACCAGGGGAGAGAAGCCCAGAGGAACCGAAAGCAGCGCGGGGGGCGGCCAGGACAGCCGGCACCAGCUCGGAGCCGCCGUUCUCAGCCCGGGAAGUUGCUGAGGGUAGGAGGCCGCCCCGACAGCGGACAGACCCAGCUUUGGCUGCGAGGGGCAGCAGAGGACAGAACCCAACUGCCGCCUCCCUUUAACCAGAGUAGUUUCUCCCUUCUCGGAGCGCAGCGAGCUACGGACGGGGACGCGGCACUCGAGUAGCGCGCGAGAAGGCACAGAGUCCCAGCUGCUGAGCCCCGAGCUCUUUAGGGUCUCUGGACUCCUCCCUGAGCUUCUAGCCUCGUUUCCCUCAGACUCUUGCUCGCAUCCUUGGAGUUGAGGGGAAGCGAGAGGAUCGAGGGCACGCCCAUCAGGUGGAAGAAGCCAUUCAAGACCAAGUACUAUUCGGAGCCUUUUCCCAUUUGGGGGGAAGUGAAGGGCGAGGCUGGGCCGGGGAGAGUAGGGAAACAAGUACAAACAGCCCUCCUCUGGCGGGAUGGGAGCCAUCGAGCUCUUGUGGCUGGUGCUACAGCUUUCAGCAGCAGCCUCGAGUUCCGGGACCGGGACCCGCGAGAGUGCUGGCCCACCGGCCAUGGGGGUGCCAAUGCAGCCCCGGGAGCCUCUCAGCCACUCGCGUCUGCAGAGGAAGAGCCUGGCAGUGGACUUUGUGGUGCCCUCGCUCUUCCGCGUGUACGCCCGAGACCUGCUGCUGCCGCCGCCGUCCUCUUCGGAACCGAGGGCUGGAUCGACGGAGGCGCGCGGCUCGCUGGCGCUCGAUUGCGCCCCGCUGCUCAGGCUGCUGGGGCUGCCGCCCGGGAGCGCCUGGACAGCAGGCUCCAGCUCGCCGGCCCCGGCCCGGACACUGUCCAGGGUGCUGAAGGGCGGCUCGGUGCGCAAGCUCCGGCGCGCCAAGCAGCUGGUGCUGGAGCUGGGCGAGGAAGCGAUCCUUGAGGGCUGCGUCGGAACCCCGGAGGAAGAGGCUGCCGGGCUGCUCCAGUUCAACCUCAGUGAGCUGUUCAGCUGGUGGAUUCACCACGGCGAAGGGAGGCUGCGCAUCCGCCUGAUGCCCGAGAAGAAGGCGUCGGAAGUGGGCAGAGAGGGAAGGCUGUCCGCAGCAAUCCGUGCCUCCCAGCCCCGCCUUCUCUUCCAGAUCAUCGGGACCGGUCGCAGCUCCUUGGAGUCACCAACAAACAUGCCUUCUCCUCCUCCUGAUUCUUCUGCGUGGAAUCUAACCUGGAUAAUGAAAGAUUCCUUCCCUUUCCUAUCACACCGCAGCCGAUAUGGUCUGGAGUGCAGCUUUGACUUCCCUUGCGAGCUGGAGUACUCCCCUCCCCUGCACGACCACGGGAACCACAGCUGGUCCUGGCGCCGCGUCCCCUCCGAGGAGGCCUCUCAGAUGGACCUGCUGGACGGGCCGGAGGCAGAGCACGCUAAAGAGAUGCCCAGAGGCUCCUUCCUUCUCCUCAACACCUCAGCGAACUCCAAGCACACCAUCCUGAGCCCGUGGAUGCGGAGCAGCAGUGAGCACUGCACACUGGCCGUCUCGGUGCACAGGCACCUGCAGCCCUCUGGGAGGUACGUCGCCCAGCUGCUGCCCCACAACGAGGCUGGACGAGAGAUCCUCCUGGUUCCCAGUGCGGGCAAACACGGCUGGACCGUGCUGCAGGGAAGAGUUGGGCGCCCAGAGAACCCAUUCCGAGUGGCCCUGGAAUACAUCUCAAGUGGAAACCGAAGCCUGUCUGCGGUGGACUUCUUUGCCCUGAAGAACUGCAGCGAAGGGACGUCCUCGGGCUCCAAGAUGGCCUUGCAGAGUUCCUUCACAUGCUGGAACGGGACGGUCCUCCAGCUCGGGCAGGCCUGCGACUUCCACCGGGACUGCAGCCAGGGAGAAGACGAGGGCCAGCUAUGCAGUAAACUCCCUGCUGGUUUUUACUGCAACUUCGAAGAUGGCUUCUGCGGCUGGACCCAAGAUACACUCUCGACCCACACACCCCAGUGGCAGGUCAGCACCUUAAAGGAUGGACGGUUCCAGGACCACCAAGGCCAUGCCCUGUGGCUCAGCACCACUGAUGCCCCCACUUCUGAAAGUGCUACACUGACCAGCGCCACGUUUCCAGCACCAAUGAAGAACUCUCCAUGUGAGCUCCGAAUGUCCUGGCUCAUCAGUGGAGACCUAAGGGGAAACCUCUCUUUAGUGCUGGUAGAGAACAAAACUGGGAAGGAACAAAGCAGGAUGGUCUGGCAUGUGGCCACCAAUGAAGGCUUGAGCCUGUGGCAGUGGACAGUGCUGCCUCUCCUCAACGUGUCGGACAGGUUCUGGCUGCAGAUCGCCGCAUGGUGGGGAAAAGGAUCCAGAGCCACCGUGGCUUUUGACAAUAUCUCCAUCAGCCUGGAUUGCUACCUAACCAUCAGCGGGGAGGACAAGAUGCCACAGAAUGCAGCCCCCAAAUCGAGAAAUCUGUUUGAAAGAAACCCAAACAAGGAACCGAAACCCUGGGAAAAUUCACCCAGAGAGACCCUCAUCUUUGACCCUACAGUUCACUGGCUGUUCACCACGUGCGGGGCCAGCGGGCCCCAUGGCCCCACGCAGGCCCAGUGCAACAACGCCUACCGGAACUCCAACCUGAGUGUGGUGGUGGGCAGCGAGGGCCCCCUGAAGGGCGUCCAGAUCUGGAGGGUGCCAGCCACCGACACCUACAGCAUCUCGGGCUACGGAGCCGCCGGCGGGAAGGGCGGGAGGAACACUAUGACGCGCUCCCACGGCGUGUCCGUGCUGGGCAUCUUCAACCUGGAGAAGGACGACUCGCUGUACAUCCUGGUCGGGCAGCAGGGGGAGGACGCCUGCCCCAGCGCAAACGAACUAAUCCAGAAAGUCUGCAUUGGAGAGAACAACGUGAUAGAAGAAGAAAUCCGCGUGAACAGAAGCGUGCACGAGUGGGCCGGUGGCGGCGGAGGUGGGGGCGGAGCCACAUACGUGUUUAAGAUGAGGGACGGCGUGGCAGUGCCCCUGAUCAUCGCAGCCGGCGGUGGCGGCAGGGCCUACGGGGCCAAGACAGACACCUUCCACCCUGAGAGGCUGGAGAACAACUCCUCGGUUCUGGGGCUGAACGGCAAUUCCGGAGCCGCAGGUGGAGGAGGUGGCUGGAAUGAUAACACUUCCUUGCUCUGGUCUGGAAAAUCUUUGCUGGAGGGUGCUGCUGGAGGACAUUCCUGCCCCCAGGCCAUGAAGAAGUGGGGGUGGGAGACAAGAGGGGGUUUCGGAGGGGGUGGCGGGGGGUGCUCCUCAGGUGGAGGAGGCGGAGGAUACAUAGGGGGCAACGCAGCCUCAAACAAUGACCCCGAAAUGGAUGGGGAGGAUGGGGUCUCCUUCAUCAGUCCACUGGGUAUCCUGUACACCCCGGCUUUAAAAGUGAUGGAGGGCCACGGGGAAGUGAACAUUAAGCAUUACCUCAACUGCAGCCACUGUGAGGUGGACGAGUGCCACGUGGACCCAGAGAGCCACCGGGUCAUCUGCUUCUGUGAUCACGGGACAGUGCUGGCCGAGGAUGGCGUCUCCUGCAUUGUGUCACCCACCCCAGAGCCCCACCUGCCGCUCUCGCUGGUCCUCUCCGUCGUGACCUCUGCCCUCGUGGCCGCCCUCGUCCUGGCUUUCUCCGGCAUCAUGAUCGUGUACCGCCGGAAGCACCAGGAGCUGCAGGCCAUGCAGAUGGAGCUGCAGAGCCCCGAGUACAAGCUGAGCAAGCUGCGCACCUCGACUGUCAUGACCGACUACAACCCCAACUACUGCUUUGCCGGCAAGACCUCCUCCAUCAGCGACCUGAAGGAGGUGCCCCGGAAACACAUCACCCUCAUCCGGGGUCUGGGCCAUGGUGCGUUUGGGGAAGUGUAUGAAGGUCAGGUGUCGGGAAUGCCCAGCGACCCGAGCCCCCUGCAAGUGGCUGUAAAGACGCUACCAGAGGUGUGUUCAGAACAGGACGAGCUAGAUUUCCUCAUGGAAGCCCUGAUCAUCAGCAAAUUCAACCACCAGAAUAUCGUGCGCUGUAUUGGGGUGAGUCUGCAAGCCCUGCCUCGGUUUAUCCUGCUGGAGCUCAUGACAGGUGGAGACCUCAAGUCUUUCCUCCGGGAGACCCGCCCUCGCCCGAAUCAGCCCUCCUCCCUGGCCAUGCUGGACCUUCUGCACGUGGCUCGGGACAUUGCCUGUGGCUGUCAGUAUUUAGAGGAAAACCACUUCAUCCAUCGGGACAUAGCUGCUAGGAACUGCCUCUUGACCUGUCCAGGUCCUGGAAGGGUGGCCAAGAUUGGAGACUUUGGGAUGGCCCGAGAUAUCUACAGAGCAAGCUACUACCGAAAGGGAGGAUGCGCAAUGCUGCCAGUUAAAUGGAUGCCCCCAGAGGCCUUCAUGGAAGGAAUAUUCACUUCUAAAACAGACACCUGGUCCUUUGGAGUGUUGCUGUGGGAAAUAUUUUCCCUUGGGUAUAUGCCGUACCCCAGCAAAAGCAACCAGGAAGUUCUGGAGUUCGUCACCAGCGGCGGACGGAUGGACCCACCUAAGAACUGCCCUGGGCCUGUGUACCGGAUAAUGACUCAGUGCUGGCAACAUCAGCCGGAAGACAGGCCCAACUUUGCCAUAAUUUUGGAGAGGAUCGAAUACUGCACCCAGGACCCGGAUGUGAUCCACACCGCCCUGCCUGUGGAGUACGGCCCCCUGCUGGAGGAAGAGGAGAAGGUGCCCAUGAGGCCCGAGGACCCCGAGAGAGCGCCACCGCUCCUGGUCUCUCCUCAGCAAGGCAAGCGGGAGGAGGCGCGCGCCCCGGCCGCCCCCGCGCCGCUGCCCGCCGCCGCCUCGGACAAGGCCGGGAAGAAGCCCCCGGCGGCGGCGGAGCGCUCGGCGCGCGGCCCCGGGGGGCCCGCCUUGGAAGGCGGCCACGUCAACCUGGCUUUCUCCCAGGCCCACCCGCCGCCGGAGCUGCGCAGAGCCCAGGGAUCCAGGAACAAACCGACCAGCCUGUGGAACCCGACCUACGGCUCGUGGUUCACGGAGAAACCCGCCAAAAAGAACAGUCCUCUGGCAAAGAAGGAGCCUCCCGAGAGGGGCCGCGCGGGGCGCGAGGGGAGCUGUACUGUCCCCCCCGGCGCCUCCCUGCUCCUGGAACCGUCCUCGCUGACCGCCAGCAUGAAGGGGGUGCCUCUGUUCAGGCUGCGCCACUUCCCCUGUGGAAACGUCAACUACGGCUACCAGCAGCAGGGCCUACCUUUGGAGGCCGCCGCCGCGCCCGGAACGGGCCAUUACGACGCCGCCCUGCUGAAAACCAAGCGCAGCGGGAGCCAGCCCGGGCCCUGAGCCGCGCCCGCCGAGCAGCCGGGGCGCCGUGCCCCCAACCAAACGUCACCUUUCAUUUUGUGCCAACUUGUUUUGAAGUGCCACAUUAAAAAAAAAAAGCUGUAUUUUCAAAAUGCUUUAGAAAAGUUUUGAGCAUGGGUUCAUUCUCUUCUUUCGAAAGAAGAAAAUAUACAAACGAGGGACAAGCCUAAGGCCCAGAUUCGGCCGCAUCCGGUUUUUAUGCAUGGUUGUUGUACACUUCCUAAUGCUUCCUUUAAAAUGUGUGUGCUCUGCUCCAGCGUAGUCAGAAUUAGCUGCUGUGUGUGUCCUAGUUGGGGUCACAGGAGUUUCCCUAUCUUGUUGAUGUGGACAUGAACCAUAUGAGGGGAGUGGGAAUAAGAAUAAAGGAUUCUUUGUACUGAUUCAGCAUGGGGAGAGAUUUUCUUCAUUUGGGAAAGAAAAAUCAUGGACAACUGAAACUUCACCUUGAUGCUUUCAAUUGUGGCGAUUCAUCCGACGAUUGUAAAAUCGUAAUGAAUAGUUUGGGUAGUAUAGAGAAAAUGUGUAGAUAUCCAUCUAAAGGAAAUGCAGGCAUUCCGAGAGCUUUGUGUAUAAAAUGCCAGUACGCGUCCAGAGAGUCAAACAUCCUGUUAAUAUACCUCAUGCCUUAAGAAUACCCUCCUACUAAAAGCGUGAAACUGAGUGUGAGGUUUCCUACUGAUUCAAAACUAAAGAUUUAAAUUAGGAAGUACUUACUUACAUGAAGCAUAGAAACAUACCCAUUUAUGGGCAUAAGUGUCAGUAUGUUUUAGGCCAAAAUCUUCUAAUAGUUUCAGUUAUGAAACCUGCCAAAUUGAAGUGUUUCUACUUGUAGCGAAUGACCAGGUCAUCGGAAUAGAAGGCCCUCCGAUGACCUUGAGAAGAAUUUCUAAUGCAGUAUCUUUCCUUCCAAUGUUUACCCUGGUUUUCUUGCCCUUAAUUGAGUGAUCUAGUAUACAUGGGAACACAGAUUGGCUGAAAUAUACAGAGCAUAAAUUGUGUGGCUAUCAAAUGCAAAUUAAAGCAAAGAAUUUUUCCUCUGUGUAGCAAUGAACAAAGGAAUUAAACACUUGGAGUGUUGAGGUUGACUUGUAACUGCAGGAGUCCUGAACUUGGUUUGCACAGAUGAAAUUUAUUUCCAUGAAACUGACUUGGGAAUCUGUUAAAUUUUACAAAUGUACUAAUUCAAUAAUGCUUUGCUUUUUGUUAUCAAUGAGUUUCCACUUCAUUCUUUUUUUCUGCUUUUCCUCCAUUCCCAUGCCCCAUUUUCUUUCCUGGUAGUAGCUGUGCCAAAGAAUCACUUUGGAAGGAAAACAUUUUGUAGUCCUUACUAGGCACUGCGAAAUUCUCAAGCAAAAGGAUUUGAUUCCCUGUCCUGUGUAUGUAUAUGUGUAUGUACAUACACAUACAUAUAUACACAUAUACACACACACACACACACAUACCGUCUUCUAGUUUUAAAUAGGUCAAAAUUUUAUCUAAAUCAAAAGCAUCACUUUGAAUGUGGGAAAGCCAUUAUGUCCCAAGCCAACACUGGACAACUGUUUGUUUCCUGUAAUGCAGUCCCCUUUCCCGGAGUUGCUCAUUGUGUACAUCUGUAGAAACAUUAAUACCCUGGGGACCACUUUCUUUACCUGCUUAACUGCCAAAAAUAUUUUCAUCAAACACACAUGAAGAUGAAAUAUCAAUGAACUCACCUCUAAAUAACUAUACCAGUGAAGUUUUGCUUCAUGCCAAGCUCAUAAGUAAAUAGUAUAAUUACAUAAACAUUUAUCUAUGUCACUAACCACCUGAAGGAGAGCAAGAAUUGCACUUUGAGAAACACUCUCCUAAAGGAUAAUGACAGAGAAGCUGUCAAAAACUGAGAAAAACAAAUUCAUUUUAUAUUUGUCACACCAGUAACCAAUUAAACAGAGAGAGUGCUACGUGGUUAGCUAACUCUUUACUGUUAUUAAUGACAAAAAGAAAAAAAAAACCUUAACCCUUUCUAUUCUUAAAAGCUAUAAAUCCAUUACAUUUUCAGGUUGUGCCUUACUACCAUGGAGAUUGAUUUGUUGAUUUAUCCUAAUCGUCUGUAUUAAUAUCAAUUUUCAUGUAAAUGAUAGUCAAAUCUUAAAAGCCUGUAUAUGUGGAUAAGGAAAUAAACAACUCCACAUGGAGAUAUGAUGACCUCAA